This is a messenger RNA of Anguilla rostrata (American eel), 4538 nucleotides long. Its product is annotated as meiosis inhibitor protein 1. Gene Ontology annotation, biological process: meiosis I. Lineage: Eukaryota; Metazoa; Chordata; Actinopteri; Anguilliformes; Anguillidae. The record is from RefSeq and is a predicted model, not a curated record.
UAGGAACAGUGGCGCCAAAGUUAUUUGAGUGACAGCUAUCAGACACACACUGUCUGUUGCUCAGUGGCUGGUUUGCCGUAAUUUUCGCGCCAUUGGUUACUUAAAGGGUUAGCCCAGAGAUAAGUUAGUCUAUUGGAAGAUAGUAUUUAGUAUGAUUUUAUUUUAGUCUCUUUAUACAGGCUUUGGUUAGCCGUUCACCGACUAGCAGGCUACCUGUGUGUAAGCAAAUUGUUUCGCAAAAGAGCCAAUUCGCCAGGAUAUCGUAGUACAUACUGAAAACACAGUGUCCAGGAGAACACUGUUAACUAACUAUCGCUUUUGUCGUUUUAUUAGCAUUAGGUGGCUUUAGCGUUGUGUGUACUUUUCCGUUUAUGGUGGUACUUACCACCGUAUAGGCUAUAACGUUGUAAGUGCCGCUGCUGAAUAGGUUAUACUGUUUUCACAAAACAAAGAGAAAACCCGUGUAUUUUGGACGUGUUUGGUGUCUGUGGGACUACGCCCACUAACUAGUCACAGAAGCGGCGAAAUGUCGAACCUGAAUGUUGUUUACGAGAAGAUUCACUACAGACACGACCCGCGGUGGCAGCCGCGCCUGGGCCCGGCGGCUGGUUCCGCCGAGCUCUGCGUGGCCUGCGCUAUCGAAAUGAUGGAGAGCGCCGAGGUGUCGUCGGUGCGGAAGUCGGUGGCCCUGGUCUGUGUUGGAGGGGUGUUGAAGAGAAGCCCGGGGGUCCUUAAAGACGUGCUACUGCAGGAUCACCGGGUCUGCCUACAUUUUAUUGCCUCCUUAAUGGGAAUGCUCCAUGCUGUCAAAGACGAGGCUACCCUGGAGCAGACCAUUCAAGUGUUGGUGCCAUUGUUAUUGGAGCUGCAGAGUGAGGAGUUUGUGCAGUGUGUGCUGCAGGAGAUACACACCCAGCUCUGUGAGCAGUCCAGUGUUCGAGGGUUCCUGCCAACCUUCACUUUCCUGGGGAAGCUGAUCGAUGCUGUACCAGCACUGCCGCAGAUCCUGGCCGCUCAGCACGCCCCGCUCCUGGAGCAGCUGUGUGCGGCGUUCCUGUUCCCGGACGAGGCGCUGAAGUCAUCGGUGUGCUACAUCUUCAGAGGGGUGUGGGGGUGUGAGGGCGCGGGGCAGUCCCUCCCCCCGGCCCUGAGGGACAGGCUGUGCGCCCUCCUCCUGCAGACCCUGUCCAGCGCCAGCACCCCCCACCUCACUGUCAACUGUCUGGGUUUUCUCAAGCAGCUGCUGAAGCUGGGUGAGGUGGUGUCAGUGCUGAUGAACUGCCACAGUGAGCCAGACUGUGCUGAGGAUCUGGACCUGGAGCAGAACUCGCAGCCCCACCCGAAGCCCUGCUCCCUGCCCCUCAUUCUCAAAAAGCUGCUGCUGAGCGGUGAGGAGACGCUGCAGGUGGCCAGCGCCCAGUCCGUGGCCGCCGUGCUGGUGCAGUCCCCCAGCCAGUACUGCCCCCUGUUCAUCCAGGCCGACAUACCGGAGUUCCUGUAUGAGAGGCUGUGCAGUCGCAGUGAGGUGCUGCUGUGGUCGGUGUACAGCUGCCUGCUGCUGCUGAUGGAGGAUCCUCUCUUCUUCUCCCAGUGCCACUCUGUCUACGGUAUUGAGUCACUGAUCCGCAGCCUGAAGGAGGCCCUGAGGAUGAACAACCAGGACGUGCAGAGACAGGGUCUGCUGCUGCUCACAGAGACCCUGGAGAAACAGCCAGCGGGGGUGCGCCUGUUCCCCAGCGGUCCCGGGUUCGCUGGGGUGGCGGAGGUGGUGGUGGGCGGAGUCUCGUCGCCUUGCCUGCAGGUGGCCACUCAGGCGGCCCACGCCGCCGCCGCCCUCUUCAGGCUCAACCACCAGUCCAGCCCGGUCCUGUACAAGGAACUGAAGGGGUUGGUGGAGACUGUGAUUGGCAGGUGUACCGAGUUGCCGUUACCCACAGCAACACACCGCAGGGCCACUGGGAGCCUCACCGGAGCAGAGCCCAGCACGCAGUACUCCAGAGCGGGAGCGUUUCUACUCCAGGCCCUGGUCUGCUUCAACGCGGCCUGCAGGUUGGCGGAACAGUGCGCGGGCGAGCCGGGCCUGCAGGAGAACGCCUUCACAGCGCCGGACGCGGCGGGCGGGGACUCGCUGCAGUCCUUCUGUCUGUACCUGCUGCACUGCUGCGACUCUGUCUGCAUCCCUACUGUCACCAGACACUGUGAGAGAGCUGCCAGUCCCGCUGUACUCCUGCAGUUCUUCUCUGUGCUCUCCUGCCAGUUCUGCCUCGUCCCCUCCCUGAUGCCCCUCUUCUCCAAUAAACUGGCUUCCUCUGGCUUCUUCAGACUGACUCUGGAGCGCAAAGCUGCUUUUUGUGUGGGAAACAGAAACACGGCUCUGAACACAGCCUGCUCUGACUUCCUGCGCAGGCUGUGUUUGUCUCUGCUCUCUCAGCUGGACACAAACACAAGCUCUCACCAACAAGACUGUGAGGAGUUGGCGGGUCUGUUGGAGAGGUGUCUGCCCGCUCUGUGCUGUCGCCCGUCGGAGUGGCCCUCCUUGCUGUGCGAGGCCCCAGGGCCUACGGAGGGGGAGGAGGGGCCCAGGGCCACACAGUACUGCCUGCUCAUCCUUCUGUACCUGGCCCUGCAGCAUGGGGACAGGCUGCUGCCUGAUCCUGCUGUGUUCUCCUGUGUGGUGGCGGUGCUGCGCUCUGUUCAGGAGCAGGGGGGCCGCCCCCCUCCCCCCUCAGUGCUGAGAGCCGCUCUCUACCUGCUGUCCAUCACCCAGGACCACAGCCCCGAGCUGGACUGGGCGUCCCUAAACUGCAUCAUUGCAGCCGUGUCCACUUGUCCCAGUUUCUCCUCCCUUCUGCCCCCCCACCCCGCCCUGCUGCACUUCGUGUUCCGCUACCCUGAGCUGGCCGACAGGUUCGGGCCGGCGGUUCUGGAGCUGUGGCUCACUCACAGGCCCGCUCCUGAGGUGCCCGACCCGCGCGGACCGGACCGCAGCCCGGACGUCCCGGUCCUGCUGUCUCUGGUGGAGAAGAACCCGGCCACUCUGCUGAGUCUGCUGGGCGUGAUGUGCUCCAGCGAGUCCCGGCUGGCUGGCCACGCCCUCGGGGCGCUGAGAGGCUUCCUAUUGGCCCGGCCCAGCUGUGACCCCGCCCUCUCAAAGCUCCUCCGCCCGCUCCUCCUCCAGGUCCUGCAGAGGCUGGCUGUGGAGGGCACCGAGGGGCAGGGAGUUCUGGGCCCAGUGCCCCUGGUCCUGCAGCUGUUGUGUCUGAUCCAGAGCAGUGUCUCAGCGCUGGCAGAGAUGGACUGCACUGACUUCAAACUGCUCCACCAUGUGAGCAACCUGGCAGGGAAGCUGAAGGCGUCCAAUACGGAGUCUCUGCUGCCGGCCCUUAAUUACCUGUACUGCAGCGCGGGCCUGUGCCCACCACACUGCGCCAACAGAGGUAGCCAAUCAGCAGCCGUGUCCGUACUGCUCUGCAACAACGGGCUGAUGGAUCAGCUGCAGGCACUGCUCAACCUCUGCCCUGCCUCCUCCUCCUCUUCCUCCCUGCUGUGCUGCUCCCGCCUGCUGCUCUCUACCCUGGUCCACCUGCAGCGUGUUCACUCUGCACAGGUCCAUAAGUGCAUUACUCUGAGCCUGGACAACAUGAUUCAGCUCGUGUGUUUCAGAAAGAGAAAGAUGGACAGCCUCUCGCUGGCCAGUGCUCUCCGGCUGCUGCAGGCAGCCCUGGAUGUGGACCUGCAGUCGCCCCUCCUUGCCCUGACCGUCAGUCCCAGCGCACAGCGCCCUCUGCUGGACACGGAGGCAGCCCUGCAUCCACUGGGCUCCCACGGGGCACAGUGCCUGAUCUCUGCACUCUAUGGCCUGCUGCUGGAGAAGCAGGAGUUCUUGCUGAUUGGCUCAGUCAGCUGUCUGAGGUCCCUGCUGGUAUUUCUGGGAAGAAAGAGUCCUGACACAGCCCUGCACGCAGUCUGCCAGCCCUGGAGCCGAUUCCUGGUCUUCUCCCUUCUGAGCUGUGGAGGGGCCGGCCUCCUGCACCCUGCUGUCCUGCAGCUCCUCGAACUGUUGGUGCGGUUCAGUAGUAAAGCGGUGCUCUGGGAGCCUGACCUGGUGCAGGUGUUGGAGGCAGCAGAGAGCAGAGACCUGAAGGAGCUGGGAGGAGCUGCAGCACAGACCCUGAGCCAGUUACUAACACAGCUCCUGGGCAGCCACUCUCACCAGCCCCCGACACAGAAGCACAGAGAAAGGGUCCAGAGUCUGCUGGACACCCUCGGGUCACUGCCUCCCACAGACUCCCAGGACCACCGCCUUCUACGCGUUGGCGAGUUGUCAGUCUGUCUGUCGGACUUCGCAAUGAAGACGAGGGACAUCGGCGAAUGUGACGCCUAUACUGAGGCCCGGCAGUAAAGCUAAUCAAGUUAAUCAUCAGUUUCGUCCUCGUGGGUUUCCAGUUGCUGCUGUUUGAUAUAGUUGCUGUUGUUUCUUAUGGUUGCUGUUUAUGUUCAUUUUCAAUCUUUUUUCAGUAAAACAAAUUUAAAGCUAA